UCGAACAGGCAAUUGGUGUGACGCGACCGGCAAUGGCUGCAGCACGGUCCACGGGCACCCGGCCCCCGCACGGUAUGCAGACGUCUCAGCCGAGCUUCGACCCCACCCGCGGCGAGUGGGGCGGGAUCUCGCUCUGCGAGCUGCGAUCGUCCCCGGCGACGCUCUCGGGCUGGCCUCUGGACGGUGCGGGCUUCACCGUCGAGGAGAUCGUCGGGCGAGGCGCCAACGGCGUCGUUGUGCGGGCGGUGAGCGCUGCGAGCCGGUGGCAGGGUCCCCGCGCGGUGGCGCUCAAGGCAGUGCCGCGCGGGAAUAGCAGCGCGCGCGAGCUGGCCCUCAUGCUGCGCCUCCGGACCGCCGAGGCCCACGCGAACCGCAUCAUCCAACUCGAGUCCUACUUCUUCGACCGCGAGGGCAGCCUGCUCGUGCAGGUACUGCCGCUCUUCGACUCGUCGCUCCGCGCCUACAUCGACGAGGCGCCGCGUGCCACCGACCCGCUCAGCAACAUCGAGCUCGCGCGCAGCGCCGGCCGCCAGCUCGCCACCGCCCUCGCCCACGUUCACCGCCUCGGCAUCGUACAUCGAGACGUCAAGCCCGAGAAUGUGCUGGUCUCGCACCGGCGGGGCAGCGCAGACGGCGCGGACAUUAUCUGCGUGCUCGCUGACUUUGGCGCCGCGAAGGACCACAGCCGCGGCGCCGCCGAGUCCUCCCCCUCCCUGUGCUACGUCUGCGCCCUCGAGUAUCGUGCUCCGGAGCUCUUCUUCGCCGCGACAGACUACACGUGCCCCCCCCUCCCGCGCCCCACGGCCGCGAUCUCCGGAGCUCUUCUUCGCCGCGACAACCUACACACCACCCCUCCCCCCCACCCCCCACGGCCGCGAUCGCCGCGGGCUGCACGCUCGCCGCCUCUAUCCGCCCCCACCCUACGUCCCCGAUGCCCACCUGCCGCGAAGGUUCUCGCCCGACAUCUGGGGCCUCGGCUGUGUCGUCGCCGACGCGAUGCUGGGCGGGCCUCGCCUCUUCGAGACCGACGCCGCCGCCGCCGCGAGCCUCGCCUCCGCGGGGUCGGGCUCGCCCGCGCAGCUGGUCACGCUGGUUGGAAGACUGGGCACGCCGAACGAGGAGGACAUGCUGGCGAUGAACCCGCGGCUGGAGCGCGACCCGUACCUGUAUCGGCUGCUACAGCUGCCUCCGCGGCCACACGAGGACGGUGGCUGGCAGCGACGGCUCACCGAUGGCGUCAAGGCCAACCACCCGGGCGGCCGCGCGCGGAUGCAGUGGGCCGACGAGAAGGCGGUCGAGGCGCCACUGAACGCUGCCAAGCGGUUUCUGCAGCGCAUCUUUGUGUACCGGCCGGGGUUGCGACCAUCGGCAGAGGCUUGCCUCGGCCAGCCAUUUCUCGCGCGGUGGUCGGGGGGCUGAGACUGUGCUCGACGGGAGAGCGACGAGAUGGAGCGUGAGGUGGCAUGGCACGCCUUCGUGGCAAUACGCCCACGGGGGCCAAGGCGGGGGCGCGGGGAAGCAGCAUCAGGUGCGAGAGCAGGAAAGGUGGCGCUUCUGGUCGGGCCGGCUGUGAACACGAAUUCCCCAGCACAGGUUUUAGAUCAGUAUUGGCCGCACGAGGUCAGCGGCGCGCGACGCGCCGCUCUCGCAGGCUGCUUUUGGCUGUUUUCCGCAUCGUUUCGCGGAGAGUUUUUGUUUAUGUUUUCAGAGACGGUGGGUCCACAGAUCC
Emiliania huxleyi CCMP1516 is the source of this 1729-nucleotide messenger RNA. RefSeq lists its product as hypothetical. The annotation marks the transcript as partial. Gene Ontology annotation, molecular function: ATP binding; protein serine/threonine kinase activity. NCBI's taxonomy places the organism in Eukaryota, Haptophyta, Isochrysidales, Noelaerhabdaceae. Gene Ontology annotation, biological process: peptidyl-serine phosphorylation; peptidyl-threonine phosphorylation. The transcript has a single exon. The record is from RefSeq and is a predicted model, not a curated record.